CGCCAGGGGCCCGCCAAUCAACCCACUGUCUUCCCCUCACCUCAUCCCACAUCAACACAACAACAACAACCUACCUCCUUACUAUAGGUAACCAUGGAAGACAUCUUAAUCGUAGGAGCAGGCGUCUUUGGCGUCAGCACCGCCUACCAUCUAGCAACCACACACCCAGGCCCCAUCCGAAUCACCCUCCUCGACCGUUCUCCCCCGCCGUCCACCCGCGCCGCUUCCAACGAUGUCAACCGCAUCAUCCGCGCCGACUACUCUAGUAAGCUCUACAUGGAGCUAGGUUUUGAAGCCAUCGAAGCCUGGAAGACACUUCCAUUUUUUCAAGGCACUGGCGUGUACCAACAGAGCGGGUGGAUUGCGAUGGACGAAAAAGGUAGCGAUGUGCCGGUGCGCAUAAGGGAGAAUUUCCGCGCGCUGAACCGCGACGAGGUCAUUCUUGACAUGGAGGAGGGAGAGGUCCGCAGGAGCUGGGGUGGUCUUUUGGCUCGGACGGACUGCGAACCGUUUGGAUCGUACUACUAUAAUCCAUCGGCCGGGUGGGCUGAUGCGGGGAAGGGACUGAGUAUUAUGGCUGAGGAGGCGGUGCGGAGGGGUGUGCGGUAUGAAGUUGGGGAGGUGCGUCGGGUACUGCUGGGGGAGAAUGGAGUGCGAGGAGUGGAAACGGAGACGGGCGAGGUGUAUAUGGCAGAUAAGGUGCUUUUGGCUACCGGGGCGUGGACGAGCUAUUUGAUGUCGGCGGUUGAGGAUGAACUCAGGAUGCGUGAUGAGGAGCGGAUUGAGAGGCAGAUCUCGGCGGCAGGAGUAUGUGUUGCGUACUUCCAGCUUUCCGAAGCGGAAAAGAAACAGUACUCGCAGCUACCAGUGUUUGUGUAUGGUGGACAAGGCGAGGUGAUACCCCCGACGACAUCCGGGGAACUCAAGUUCACCAUCGCCACCUCGUUCAAAAACACCAUCAAGACGCCUUCCGGUCAUGAGAUAUCAGUCCCUGCCGCUCACUCAGUCGAUGUACCACAGGAUCUCAAAGACGACUGCGUCUUUAGCGUCAAGAAACGCCUUCCACAGCUUCUGGAUCAUGGUCGACAUCCAGAUCGAUAUCGAAUAUUCUGGGAUGCCAUCUCCCCAGCCCAGCAGCCAUUAAUUACGCGACAUCCAGACCCUCGACUGUCUAAUUUGUAUUUCAGCGUGGGAGGGUCGUUCCACUGCUACAAGUUCCUUCCUGUUAUUGGGAAGUAUGUGGCCAAUGUGCUUAACGGGGUGGGAAAUGGAAUGGAAAAGGAUCAGGCGUGGUCGUGGAAGCCUACUGAGGGAGGAGAGCGUGGUGUGCAUGAGAGUCUGGUCCCAAAAAGAGAGUUGAGAGAUUUUGUAUGACCUUGCAUGACUGUUUUGAGUGAAAAUUGAUGUCACAGUUCUCAAUGUCCAUCAUUGAGUUUUGUUGGUUUUGAUGUUCUCUGCGACUUUGCUUUCUCAUUCACUGCUGCAUUCCUUCAUUCUGACUUGGUAUAUCAUGAGCUUGCUCUUGUUUCUACGUAGUUAUUUUGAGCUCCUCUAUAUUUACCACUCUUUGUGUAGGCUUACUUCAAUAUCUCCUACUCCUCUCUUUCUACCCUGUGUUUGCUUCAAAUAUACGAACUGCCUUUUGAUUUUGAAGACGUGCUAGUCAU
Molecule: messenger RNA, 1667 nt
Organism: Aspergillus candidus
Lineage: Eukaryota; Fungi; Ascomycota; Eurotiomycetes; Eurotiales; Aspergillaceae
Product: NAD(P)/FAD-dependent oxidoreductase
Exons: 2
Coding region: 94-1374 (426 amino acids)
Molecular function (GO): flavin adenine dinucleotide binding; sarcosine oxidase activity; saccharopine oxidase activity
Source: RefSeq, a predicted model, not a curated record